Molecule: messenger RNA, 1524 nt
Organism: Fusarium vanettenii 77-13-4
Lineage: Eukaryota; Fungi; Ascomycota; Sordariomycetes; Hypocreales; Nectriaceae
Exons: 2
Coding region: 1-1524 (507 amino acids)
Source: RefSeq, a predicted model, not a curated record
AUGGCACCUCAACCACGUUCAUUCAAGUCGGCUGCGGAGACGGAGAACAAUGUCCUUCUUGCAAUCCGACACCAGAAGGAUGCCGAAAGAUUCGUGCACCAGCUCUGGGCUCAGAAGGACUCGAUCGCGUCCCUAGUCAAGCACCAUCUGGGCCUGGGCAGAGAUGAUGCCUGCAAGGUCUUGUCUCAAGAGUCUUGGGUACAAGGCGGCUUCAAUAUUUGUGUUCUCGUCGAAGUCAGCUCCGCUGGCUCGACAAGGCGGUUUAUUUUCCGCUGCCCAAUGUCUCAUAAACUCGCCGAGAAUCGAUAUCCUGGCACGAUUGAUGAGAAAGUUAGUAGCGAAGUGGCAACGUACAUCUGGAUGCAGGAAAACUGUCCCGAUAUCCGGAUCCCAAACCUCUUUGCGUUUGGCUUCCGAGAUGGUAGCCACUUUACUCAUAUCCAGCAACGGCCGGUCUACCGGAGAAUCUAUCACACGAUCUGGCAGUGGAUUUACCGUGCUUUUCGCUACCCGCUGCUCUCGAGUUACAGCCACAACCCAACUACUCUGUCUCUGGGAACCGCUUACAUGCUCCUAGAGUACAUUGGCCCCGAGACGGGCAAAAUGCUUUCGCUCACAUGGGAACAACAUUUGAAUGACCAUUGUAGACGGACUCGCCUGUUCCAUGGCAUGGCGCGCAUCAUGCUUUCCCUGGCCCGUCUCCCUCAUUCACAGAUCGGUUCCUUCAAGUUCAACCCACACGACGGCUCAGUCGCGCUGGCAAAUCGGCCACUCACUUGCACCAUGAUGAUUUUCGAAAACAGCGGGACACCGCGGACGAUUGAGCCAUCCCAACUUUAUCACAGCACGGAUAGAUUCGUCGCUGACAUGCUCACACUGCAUGACUGCCACCUUCUUCAUGACCCACACGCCGUGCGAGAUGAGGACGAUGGUCGAGAGCGAAUGGCCAUCAGGACCCUACUUCGGGCAGUGAUGCACCACUUCAUCCUACAAGAUCGACGGGAUGGCCCGUUCCUCCUACAGAUGACCGACCUCCAUCAAAGCAACAUCUUUGUGGAUGACGAUUGGAAUGUUACUUGUUUAAUUGACCUUGAAUGGAUCUGCGCUCUUCCAGUGGAAAUGCUGGCAGUGCCGUAUUGGCUGACAAACUGCAACAUAGACGGCAUCAUCGACGAGGAGAUUGGUAUCUUUGACGAAGCGCGGCAAGCCUUCAUGUCAAUCUUGGAUGAGGAGGCAGGUAAGAUGCGGUUCAUGCACGACAUUCAGAUCACGAGCACGAUGAGAAAAGUUUGGGAGUCGAAAGGAGUGUGGUUUUGGGCCUGUCUCAGAUCUGUGAAUGCUUGGAUAUUUGUGUUUGAGGAUCAUAUCCUCCCAAAAUUCUCCUCUAACGAAAGACUGGUAGCCGACUUGAAAGAGGUGUCGAGCUUUUGGCGGGAGGAGAUUGAUUCAGUUGUAGAAGAGAAGGUUGCCGAGGAAAAGAGGUACCUGGCCGAGCUCCAGGGCCUCUUUGAUGAAGACAUCUAA